GUGCUGCAAACAGCGGAAGUGCAUGCUUUUCAAAGUAAAGCACAUUGAAAACAGAAUAAAUGUCGUCCACGAUUUAGUUAUUGAUUAUAUCCUUUCUUACUAUUUCUUUUCUUUGCCUACCAAUGGACCCUCAGUCCAUUGCUGGUUCUAAGUCCGGUUUUCCUGAGCUGAGCCGCUAUAUAAAAAAAUAUCGAUCUCGCGAGACAGAACGACAUAAAACGAGACCUUGGUCAACGAAUCAAAGCGUUGUUUAUGUAUUGUAUUUUGAGGUGGCAAACUGCUAAUUUGCAAGUUACAAAUCCCUUGUAGUAUAGCGAGUGUCACUCGGCUGAAGGACGACAUUAUUGUGCUUUUUUUGAGUGACUGAAUCACAAUUCAGUCACAGUUGGUCACACGGCGCCUCCGUGUCCUUCAACGUUUCACAUGGCAUCUCAACCAGGCAUGCCCGACACAUUGGAGCUGGCGAACGACAAAUGGAGACUAAAUCACGUCACGGGAGAUCUGUUCUCGUGUCCCGUGGACGAGGCUGUAGCUCACUGCAUUAGCGAGGACUGCCGCAUGGGGGCAGGCAUCGCAGUCAUAUUCAAGCGCAAGUUCGGAGGGGUCGAGGAGCUCAAGGCACAGAAGAAGCUGAUGGGACAGUGUGCUGUACUGAAGAGAGGGAAACGUUUUGUGUACUAUCUGAUCACCAAGAAGAAGGCGAGCCAAAAGCCAACCUAUGACAAUUUGAGACAGAGCUUGGAGGACAUGAGAGCACACUUAUUGGCUGUGGCCUGGAUCGACUCAAUUGGGAAAGAGUUUCAGCGAUGCUGGAAGAGAUCUUUGAACCUGCACAUAUUUCUCUUACAGUCUACAGCCUCCCUGUGAAAGAAGAGACCUUGGUGAUGAAGGAGAACACAAAUAGAUAAUGUUUUGCAGUUCCUGUGUUUGAGUUUUUAUAAUAGUUGACCCUGAUAUUAAAGGAUAAAUGGCCUUUUUUUCUCUCUAUAAGAUCAAUUGAACAUCUGUUUGUGAGGUAUCUUACAGUGAAAAAAUGAAUAUGAACAUGGAAUCUCUUAACUUUUGGCAUAAAAUUGUCGUACUAAGUAUAAUCUGGUCAUCUAAAUCACAAGACUAAACAAACAGUCUGGUUUUAAACUAAUACAGAAUAACGCAAACGUUUCAAGUUGCAAUGAUCAGGAUGAAUUUUGGAGCAUACCUCUCGGCAUAAUUGUUGCGGUUUAGCAAGAUUCCUGGGACGUCAGAUGUGAUUAGCUUUCUUGAGGUCACGCCACCACAUCUCGAUUGAGUUGAAGUCUGAACUUUGAUCACCCCAGAACAUAUAAUGUCUGCUUCUGAUAGCAUUCUGCUGUUGAUUUACUUCUGUUUUGACUAAUUGUCCUAUUGCAACGACCAUCCUCUUUUGAGCUUCAACUUUUGAACAGAUGGCCUCAAGUUUUUAAAAUGUCUUUAGAAACGUGUGAAUUCGUUUUUAUAUCUAUAGCCAUUUGCAUAUGGCAAAAUUAAAAUGGUGCUUUUAAGAACA
Molecule: messenger RNA, 1525 nt
Organism: Syngnathus acus (greater pipefish)
Lineage: Eukaryota; Metazoa; Chordata; Actinopteri; Syngnathiformes; Syngnathidae
Gene: oard1
Product: O-acyl-ADP-ribose deacylase 1
Exons: 5
Coding region: 424-867 (147 amino acids)
Biological process (GO): peptidyl-glutamate ADP-deribosylation
Source: RefSeq, a predicted model, not a curated record